AUGAAUCUUUCCUUUUUAGCUUGUCAGAAGUGGUAUUCUGAAGACUUGCCACAAAUUGCCCAAACCUUGGCCCGUUACGGUCACACUGCAGUCGCCAAAGGAAGGUUGGUAUUUCUUAGUCACCUUGGUCAAUUAUCUUGUCUUGUUGAGUAAGUAAGCCCUGGUCAAAUGAACAUGAGAAUUGAUGAGAGUUGGCAAACAUGGAUUUGAAUGAGUGUUUUCUCAGCUCUCAUGAUGAGCUAUCCCUGCCCUGUCGUCAAACGAGAACAUGAGGGUUCAUGUGAGUUUCACUGGAUAUAUUACCUGCCCUGUCGCUUAAUUUCUGAGGUGUUCGUCUUUAUUUGCGGGCGUACACCUUAACCAAGCAGACUUUGUCAUAUAUAACUGAUAUGUGCCAAAAUAUAAGAACCUGCAUGUGGAGUAGGCAGGGAUACACAUACUGCCACAUAGCAAAAACUCUUAUCUACUCUCAUCGAAUUUAAUGAGAGUUGCAACUCUCAUUAACUUUCGUAUUCGCUUGACCAGGGCGUAAAAAUUCCACGAUAAACGUGCGAGGUUACAAAGGAAUCGCGCAGGUCGUGUGCAUGUUCCCAAUGGGAUAUUGCAGACUUUGUGAUUUUCUUAUAUAGAACAAUGUAUAUUUUUGGUGGCUUCAAUGGUGCGUUUUUCAAUGAUAUAUUGACAUAUACACACGGUAAGAUGAUGAUCAUUUAAAUUAUGGAAUGUUGUUGACAUAUGAUAAUUUUUAAUAUUAUAGUGCUUUUCAUCUCAGUGACUCAGGGUUUCAUUCGUCAAUACAAACUUUCCGAAAGGGUGUAUUAAAUAUGAAGCAGUUGUCUGGCUUCACUGAUGUGCAGGGCCGCUGAGAGGUUGCGCGUGGCCAGGGACGUCAUAAUUGUAAAACGGGAGAAGCGGUGUUUUACGAUAUGUCACACUUUGUUGCAUAUUAUCCGACACUAACGCAGCUAGGAUUUAAGGGUCUUGCUUUGGGGGCUCUUUUGAUCUUGGGGGCCCGGGGCAAUGUGCCCCCCUCCCCCCUCCUCUCGGCGGUCUCAUCUGCGACAAGACUGCUUUCAGUUUCACUCUCCCAAACAUCCCAGGUUUCUACAGACAUUCCAGUCUUCGCCUGUAGUAACAGUGACACUGGACUAACAGGGAUGGCCCAUUUAUAAGGAGAACAGUUUAAACAGGACCAAUAUAAAGUGUGAAGGGGAAAACGUGAAAAUUGAGCGCGCGGUGAGCAUUUUCGUGAAAUGAGUUUCCAUCAUGUCGUACUAGUAACCGUAACUGUUGCGAAAAAUCUUGUUGACAAGUUGUUGGAACAGCAUUGUCACAACUUGUUAACAAGCUUGCUACAAGCCUGUUGAGGAGACAUCUUGUUUACAAGUUGUUGGAACAGCAUUGUCACAACUUGUUAACAAGCUUGCUACAAGCCUGUUGCGAAAAAUCUUGUUGACAAGUUGUUGGAACAGCAUUGUCACAACUUGUUAACAAGCUUGCUACAAGCCUGUUGCGAAAAAUCUUGUUGACAAUUUGUUGGAACAGCAUUGUCACAACUUGUUAACAAGCUUGCUACAAGCCUGUUGAGGAGACAUCUUGUUUACAAUUUGUUGGAACAGCAUUGUCACAACUUGUUAACAAGCUUGCUACAAGCCUGUUGAGGAGACAUCUUGUUUACAAUUUGUUGGAACAGCAUUGUCACAACUUGUUAACAAGCUUGCUACAAGCCUGUUGAGGAGACAUCUUGUUUACAAUUUGUUGGAACAGCAUUGUCACAACUUGUUAACAAGCUUGCUACAAGCCUGUUGAGGAGACAUCUUGUUUACAAUUUGUUGGAACAGCAUUGUCACAACUUGUUAACAAGCUUGCUACAAGCCUGUUGAGGAGACAUCUUGUUUACAAUUUGUUGGAACAGCAUUGUCACAACUUGUUAACAAGCUUGCUACAAGCCUGUUGAGGAGACAUCUUGUUUACAAUUUGUUGGAACAGCAUUGUCACAACUUGUUAACAAGCUUGCUACAAGCCUGUUGAGGAGACAUCUUGUUGACAAGUUGUUGGAACAGCAUUGUCACAACUUGUUAACAAGCUUGCUACAAGCCUGUUGAGGAGACAUCUUGUUGACAAGUUGUUGAAACAGCAUUGUCACAACUUGUUAACAAGCUUGCUACAAGCCUGUUGAGGAGACAUCUUGUUUACAAUUUGUUGGAACAGCAUUGUCACAACUUGUUAACAAGCUUGCUACAAGCCUGUUGAGGAGACAUCUUGUUUACAAUUUGUUGGAACAGCAUUGUUGCAACUGGCUUGUAGGCACGGUUUGUGGUUACAAAGUACUCCCGUUUUCGGCAUACCUUAUAGCCAGGGUUUGUGGCUAUAAAGUAAAAUUGAGCGCGCGGUGAGCAUUUUGGUGAAAUGAGUUUCCAUCAUGUGGUACUAGUAACCGUUAACUAUCCAGCAAAUACAUCCAGCACUUUGAUAUUUUGAAAGUUGUAGAAUCACUACCGCUAAGGGACCAUUAACCAAUCAGAUACAUUUGAUAUAUCCCAUUAACCAAUAAGACGCGUACUAAGCCAGUGAGAGGUUCAGAUUUAACUUCCACUACCGGUACCUCUCUAUUAAAAUAGAGAGGUUAAGAUACCCCGGUUUCGGUGUACGGGUACGAGUAGUGUCAUCUUGUUUUAUUGAUGUCUGUAAUUCGAUCAUUCUUUUUCUGUUUUCUUGCAAUAGACAAUGAUAUAAUGCGAAAAAUGUGCACCUUAAUUACGAGUAAAGCUACAGACAUCGACGAAAAUAUUGCUAACCAAAAUCAUGCUACCCGUACACGUACACCGAAACCGGGGUAUCUUAACCUCUCUAAUAAUGCGGCUUUUGCUCUGUUUUGUUUCAACUAGGAGAGUGUGGGCGAAUAUUAAAUGAAACUGAAUGCACGGAGAAAUAUUUUUCAUCUGGAUGUUACUGGAACAACAGUCAGUGCGUGAAUAAAGACAGUGUAAAAACUUCACCACAGUGCCCAGGUAGGUGGCGGCUUAGACCCCGUUCACACGAUACUGGCGUGGAAUUCUGCUGGCAGAAAAUCAUCAUAGUUUCAACUGUUCACACGAUACCGGCAGAUUAUAUUCCGCUUUGACAAUAUGCUGCACAAAUCAGUUAAAAUAAACAGAAUAAUAUCCAACAACAACUUUUGUAGUUUUGUUAAUUCGUUUUGCAUAACCGUGAUGAAAUUCUUAUGGUUGGGCGUUCACACGGCACUCUGACGGUAGAAUUUUGUUCCGUUUUCAAGCUCUUACGGUUCGCGUUACGGUUUCGCAUUUUUUCAUACCGGCAUCGUGUGAACGCAACCCCCAAACGUAAGAAUUUCGUACCGUUUUCAAACUCUGCCUUAGACUGGAGUCUUAGACUGCUUAGUAGUGGUACUAGUGAAUUUUUACUUCCAACAGAAAUUUUUAGAAUGUAAACCAGCUUUGGCAGAGUUCAUUUCUUUUGUCUUCUUCAUUGUUCACAAAUCUCAACGAUAUUCUUUUGUGUUUCAGGAAAACAUGAGAAAUCGUGCAGUGAAAUUCAAAUUUGUGAUGAAUGUAGAUACAAGCCUAAAUGUGGCUGGUCUAACAAAUCCUGCCAGGUAAGCAGUUUAAAAUUAUUUAUGAGAACAGACGUUGCCUAGUUAUUUAACAAUUUAAGAUAUGCGCAGUGCUGAAUUGUGCAACCAUUAAUUUAUCAUUCAGUAAAAUUAAUCCACACUAAACAAAGUGCAAUACUAAACUGUCGAGCAUUGUAAUUGGGUCUUAACCAUGAGUGGAAAAGAACUUUAAAACCGGGAACGUGAUUGGUUACGACAAAAUUUGCUAUGGAAAUUAAGUUAAGGCCGUUUUCCACUAGGCGGAAUUUUUUCAAUCAGUGAUAUUUUAGCAAGGGGGGGUUCAAUCUUUGAACUGAGGCUAACUAAAACAACAAAGAAACAAAAUGGCUGUCAUCGCGUCUUAUGUAAAUGAGUUAUCCGACUAUUAUAGAAGCUAAUAUAAAACAAUCUAAAAAUACAGUGGCGUGCUGGCAGGGGGGGCCGGGGGGCAAAGCCCCCCCCCCCAGCCAGCUGGCAAUUCUUGGGGGGCGCAAAAAUGAAAAUGGGGCGCCGAAUUUUGAAAGAGGGUGGGAAAAACGCAUUCUCGAAAAAAUAUGGUUACUUCCGCCAAGAAAAGACGUGUUUAUAGGCUACAUGCAGUAUAAAACAGACUAAGCGCAUAGGCGACAUAUAUUAAAUUACAGACUAUUUUGCCUAACCGUAUUUGCUACCUCACAGUGAUCACAGGCAAUUUCUCAUUACCGGAAUAUUGGUCAGGUUUCGAUCGAAGCGUUCACGGGAAUUAUGCUCUUUUUUGCUGGUAUUAUGCCCUUAUAUUAUGCCCUUUAUUAUGCUUCACGAAUCACGAGAGCGGUGCAAAUUAGAUAGUUGAAGUUAUGAUAACUGAUGUAAAGUUGUGUACGCAAUUUAGUUGUUUGCACAAGAAGCAUGAGUAAUGUAAAUAAUGAAAUAAUGCUGAAACAUGCCCUUUUGGCAGCCAGGCAAGGAAACCUUAAAAUGCAUAUGCGUGGGGUGCGUGUGUUAUUGUAUAAAAGAGCUUUAAGUUGUAAAUGUGCUCAGAACAGUAGAUCAGUAGAGAACAGAAUUGGGAUUAGAUCAAUCGCUGGAAGUAGUAACGCAUUGCAUAAUUUAGUACUACUACUAAAUUCUAACCAAACUGCAAAUUUCGACACGUAUUAUAAUGCCGUUUCCUGACCAUCAGAUUCAGUCUGCCAAAUCUUCCCCCAAAGUCCAGGAAAUGGCAUUUCAGAGACUCUAAAUUCAAAAAUUUUCCUGGGGGGCAUGCCCCCUGACCCCCCUAGACAAACCUCGCACCUGCGGCACUCGGCUCGUGCCUUCGGCCCUCGUUUAUCAAGUGUAACAUUAUAGGGGCGCAUAUUGGUUGACAGCCCACUGGCCCCUCCAGAAAAAUAGUACCCAGCACGCCACUGUAAAAAUAUAAAAACCGUGCUUUACCCUUAAUUACACAGAUCAUUGACCCCCACGUUACGUCAAACCCGAGAAUAGUUAACUGUCUAGUUCGUAAGCAUUGCUUUGGUUUUUUUCCCAUGACACAGAUGAACGGAAGCGAUACAUGCCAAAAGUCGUCUGAAGAUAUUUGCCCGUUAUAUUCCGGCUGUCAGAGUUGCCAGGAAGCUGGUUGUUACUGGAAGGAUAAUAGAUGUGAUAAAACCAAACCUCUGAAUCUAAAAGGUAGGUAAUUAUUAAUAUGACACAGCAUUCAUGCGGGUCUAGAUACUGCAUUCAUUUGGUCAACAGACAGGGCUUUAUAUUAUUUAUCACCCCUCCCAAACAGGGCUUUAUAUUACCCAAAGGUAGAAAAAGUGAACUCAUGGUGUAUGCAAUAGUUGGUUGCAAAAUAUGAAUGUGGAUGAUGAUUGAUGAAAGAUGGUGCUACUUAGUGGUAUAUGAUUGUAUAGCAUUUGGUUGUACUCGUGCACAUAAAAAAAGGCGAUGUCGUUGGUGUUGCUACUGUACAUGAUAUCAUACCAACUUCCAUACAUAUAUCACCUAGCUAAGGUUUAUGUCCUUGCCCCCUGACCUUAAAUAUUUUGGUUCCUUUGAACCACCCUUUCACCAAUGGUGACAAUUUUACUAUUACCUAGAUUGCAAGCCACCAUGCACUGAUCGUACAUCACAAAAGGACUGCAUUCCGGACAAAUCAUCUUGUCUUUGGUGUGAGAGCUUACAACGUUGUGUUGAUCAUAGACUGUAUGUUGUUUUCUAUCCUUAUGGUCAGUGUUUCGAAUGGAUAACUGCUACAAGUUCGGAUAAAGGUAAAUAUUAUAUAUUAGUAUAAUUAACGUCUAACGCACUCGAGCUUAAGCAAGCAAUUCUUUGGAGGGUGUAGCUCUGUUGGAGAGGUUCCGGCUGCUUAGUUUACUCGGCAAGCCGGCUUACGAUGAACUCCAUUCUGCGCAGCUGUCUUCUCGGUAGAAGAAACUUUCAGCCAUCCCAGCAUCCCGACUUGACUAAUAUCAAUGAUGCCGAGAAUUAGGGCUCGUUCAGACUGAGUGUCCGGCACUGGUGCCCAAUGUUCAAAAUGGUUCACAAAACAUGUUGAGCACAGUGCCGUUGUUGAGUACUACCUCUAGAGGUAGUGCCCGUUCUUGGGCACUGUGCCCAAUUUCAUUUGAAAGCGUCGUGUUCAAACUGGGAGCCAAAACAAGUGCCGGGCACCAGUGCCGGGCAUCCAGUCUGGACGCAGCCUUAGCCUCUCCAAGGACAGACCUAACGUCACACCACAGGUGGAAACGGAAUUAAUAAAUAAAAUAGUAACAUGAACGUACGAGAUAUCUUACCUGGUAAGCAUAGAAAGCCGAGCACAACGAACUAUAUGCACCUACCGACCAAAGGGAAACCAAAAAGAAAAACGCUGGAUAACGCAGGAUACCAAUCUAAAAGAAAUCACCCGGACUAGCCGGAGAGCAAGCCCGACGAGCGGGUGCGGCAUAAUGCACAUAACGAACACAACACGGACAUUGCUAGCAAGGAUGACAAAAAGGACUACCCCCGCCAUUUACACUGUGCCAAGGACACACACAACAGAAAAUAAGCACGGGGGGGGGGGGCAGGCAGGCAGCCCAUGGGACCGGCAAAAAACAGCCGGAGGUAGACCGGCAAGCAGCCAGCAAGCACAGGCAAGCAGCCUGAAAACAAAAACCCGGCAAGCAGCCGGCACCACCACAGGCAAGGGGGAAACACUAUCGGGUGGACAGACCUAACUCAAGUGCACAGUGUGAGAAGCAGUAUGCAAGUGAGCGCAGCCCGUGAGCACAGCAAAUGGCAAACUCCCGCCCGCUGACAACAGACUGCUUCUGAUUGGUCAAUGAAAUUGAACCCUGCAUAAAUGCAUAAUUUACAUAUUAUAACGACCCACAACACAACUCGUGCUAGAAGUUAACUAUUUUUAUUGCAUAAACACAUUUACAUAGGUGAUUAAGAAAAUUGUCCACGCUGAUUGGUUGCCGUUGAGGUGAUUAUAACGCGAUAAUCACCUAAGCGAUUUUCAAAAUGGCAGCCGUAGCCAUUUUGUCAAUUAAAUUAAGAAGAAAUGUGUAUUUUUUUCCAAAUGAUCAUCUAUGAAAUUAUACUAAAACAAUUAUUCACCUCAAGCUCGCUGAUUAUCGUGAAUAAAAACCUCGACUUCGCCUCGGUUUUUAUUCACCAAUAAUCACCUCGCCAUCGGCGAAUAAUUGUUAAGUACAGAAUGAGAUACAGAAAAAUACACAGUGAGAUAUUUUCCAUAUCUUCACUAGUGAAGAUAUCGACCACGUGACGUUUUUCAAUUUCCUUUUCACCACCACUCGAAGAUAAAAGUCAUAUCUUCGCGCCGCCGUGUAAUAUCCUCUAUAUAUAAGGAAUAAUUUUUCAGAUUGUUUCUGCAUAUGUACAUUUUUAGUAUCGUUUUGAAGGAUUUGUAAGAAAUGUUUGAGGGAAAUGACUCACAAAUGAGUCAGUUCCUUUGGAAACUUCACAAAUCCUUUAGAACUUAGACUUUGCUAUGCAAGAUUCCUACUAGUCCAAACUAACCUUAAGUAAACUUUCAUUUUUCAUUAAGUUAAAUCCUCCCUGAUUCCACUCUGUCUAACGCCAGAUGAUUUUCAUUAUCAAGGGGGAAAUAUUGUAUGUUAAUAGGUUGAAAACAUUCAUCUUCCAUGAUUUCUUGUAGAUAUUUCAUGUGAAAGUAAAAGUACUUGCCGAAAUUGUCUGACACUCCCUAGCUGUGGUUGGAGUGAGAGUGUGAUGAGAAAUGGCGCAGGUCAAUGUCUCAAAGGAAGUGCGCAUGCUCCUAAAGAUGUUUCGAACUACAAGUAUUGGCAUUUCUUUGAUUGCCCAAGUAAGUUACUGGAAAUGCUUCGACAAGUUACCUAAAGUUGUUGUCCAAUGUAAGCAUUGUACUAAAAGUUACCUAAAGUUGUGGUCUAAUGUAGGCAUUAUACUAAAAUAAGCUGCCGUGGAUUGUGUCUGAACUGCUUGAAAUGUAUCUCAAACGUGGGGUUUCAGUAUAGUUAGUAUUACACAAUAAGCUGUCGUGGGUUGUGUGUGAACUAUAUAAGAAGAUUAAAACUUCUCGACGACCUCCUGACCAACGUCCUUUGCGCGAAACAUCAAUGAAAGUGUUCUUAAUCUUCUUCAGUUAGUUUACACACCAAAUACCGCAGCGUAUUGCAGAACACUACCUGGUACCUACACUACAUGGGCCCACACGUUUGAGAUUCAGAAAUUUACUCAGGAGAAAUGUAUACAGUACUGUACAAUGUACAUGAACCGUCCAUGAAGAGAUUGACUCUUGAGAGGAUUCUAAUCCUUCACAACAGCUUAACUUAAAACUAAAUCUAGACCGUAACCUUAUACCAAAUCCGUACCCUAACCGUAAACUUAAUAUGUAUGCAAUGCAAGAGUAAACCAUGUAUUUUCUUUAACUUCUAGUAUGUCAAUGUAAUGGUCAUAGCAACUGUUCUGUCAACUCUAGUGUCUGUCUACGUUGUCGAGAUCAUACCACAGGUAAGCUUACUUCAGAAUUUACCUCAGCUUGUCAUUGAGUGUCAUUAGUUCAACUGACUGCCUGAGCAUCAGUCCAUAUAUAGCAAUCUGAAUGUUAUGGGUUCUAACCUCGUGCGGGACUUGGGAAUUGUUGCUCAGCUUUAACAAAGGGAGCGUUGAGUUUUCUAAUAAACACGUCGUAUUUUUAUGACAUUCAGGUGCAAAUUGUGAUAAAUGUGCUGAUGGAUAUUUUGGCAAUCCACAUAAUGGCGGCAAAUGCAUGCGUAAGUACAUUAGAUCAUUCUAAUUGAGUAUACAUUAGAACAUAUAUAAUUACGUACUUUAAUAGAACAUCUAAUCAGGUAUAUCAGAUUAUUUUAAUUCAGUACAUAACAUUAGAUUAUUCUGAUCAUUCUAAUUCAGUGCAUUAGAAAUAUCUACAUUUGCACAACAGCUCUAGAUAGUCCUGUAUCUGUGUUUAUUUCAUGAUUGAGUCAGUUCUCUUUGAUAUACCGCAUAUACAGCAUGCUCGUUCUCGGUAUUUAUCUCAAACAUAUACCACGGUUUAUAAUGUAGCACUAGAUCCAACCUCGUCUGUUAGAGGGGUGGAGAUUUUAACGGGAAAGUGGUGCCAACAUUAUAGCAUGCAUCCCUCGUUCUCGGCACUCGUCUCAAACAUAUACCAGUGUUUAUAAUGUAGUGGUAGAUCCAACCUCAUCUAAAAAAGGGCUGUAGAUUUUAACCGAAGGGAAGUUCCCUUCCAUGUUUCCACUACAACUAUAACUGUUGUCAAAAUUUAAAUAAAGUUUAUCAUCAUCAUCAGUUGAACUGAAUACUCGUUGUUAUAGCAUGUCAAUGUAACGGCCAUGCAGAUACCUGUAAUCCUACAAAUGGUGAUUGUACAUGCAGAAUGAGAGGUGUCGAAGGAAAACACUGUGAAAAGUAGGUAUUUUUGUCUUGAGUUUACGGGCCAGUUCAAACGUCGAACUUUUCAUGUACCAAACCGAACGCAAAUGAGCUUAAACAAUGAGAUGAGGUCAUUUAUACUAAGUUCGGCACAUAAUAAGCAUGACUUUUGAACUAGGCCAAAGAACACGGCAUACCUUAAGUUAACCUCGCAAGCCGGAGCCCGAGCGCAGGUAAAAGACCCUGGCUUGCGAGGUUGACCUUAAGUAUUUAUCGCCAAAAUGGCCUGAAAAUAUCUGAAUAUUUUGAUGCUUCCUCAAAUGUUUUUCUGUUUGCCUACCCUAAUUAAUUAAGCACCCUUUACAUAAAUGCUAUAAUAUAAAUCAAAACGCUAACGCUGGAGUUACACGAGCAACAAAAUUGUUGCAACUUGCAACAAAAUGUGAUUUCAACGCAUGUUAAGUAGAAAUGUCGGCACAUGUUGUCUUGUGAUGAAACCAUGCGUUGAAAUCAGAUUUUGUUGCAAGUUGCAGCAAUUUUGUUGCUCGUGUAACUCCACCUUAAGGGGCUGUUCAUUUGAGCCGGAAUAGAUCGUGUCACGAAUUUUUUUUCCUGACCAUAAAAGAUCGUUUGAAUGAACUCUAUACUGUUAUUCAAAGCUUUGAUAAGAGCUUUAUUAAACCAAUCAUCCCAGUUAACCCGGCUAGCCCGGCUGCAUGUGAACAGCCCCUAAGUGACUGGAUGGAUGCAUCCUCGUUCCCAGGGCUUCUCGUCAGCCCGAAAAGCCCUAGAACGAUAUGGUUUUACAGUGGGAUUUUCAAAAAAAAAAUUAAAAGAAAUUACGGACACUUCAGUUACUUAACCUGCCAUGCAUAAGGCCCAAUGAACAAUUUCCUCAGAUGAAAUUUACUCUAAACCAUAGGUAAAUGUUUUUUUUCACAUGCUUUUCCUGGUUUUUCAACCUUCAUACUUAUGAGUCAAAUUGUUGCCGCGUUUUUUAGAUGUAACACAGGACAGUAUGUUGGAAAUGCAACUAAUGGGGGAUAUUGUUACUGUAAGUCCAAAUGUUUUCUUUUUAAUUAUAAAGAUGAAUUGUUCGUGAUUUGCACAUGACGUCACGGUGGCCAUGCCAGGGGAAGCCAACAAAUGAAUCUCAUUAGCAACUAUUGUAUGUGGAGUGUUUUCAUCCAACAUGGCCGCAAUAUCUUUAUAAAUCUCAAGGCAUUGAUUGCAAACCACAAAUAUACAUAGCUUUCAUUAUGCUCCAAUUCAGGCUGUCCAAAAUUGCUUUGUGGCAGAAACCAAAUUGGGUUACCGCAAAAUCACCUUUGCGGUCACCUGGGUUUACCAAAACAAAAACUUCUCAGAAGAACUUAGAGUUUAUUAUUUUAUAUGUCCAAAUGAAUUGUAAAGUAACCCAAUUAGAUCAUAGAACGCGUAAAGAAAAUUUAAAUAUUAAGUGUUAACCCAGUUAUUAAUUAUAGAAUUACGGACUUACAUUACUUGGUUAAACAUGAACGAAAAGAUUGAAUAAAAACUGUCGCAGAGUUUCCAGGCUAUAUCUUGACUGACUAUGCUCCAAGCCUGCCUAUCAAAUAUCUGGGAAAAUGGGUUACCCACUAUAUUUUUCCUACUAUAUUUUUCAUUUUUUACGUACAUGGACCUAUCUUUGGGCGGCUGGGUGACGUUUUCAUUUUCCCAAAAACUGACUUUCUAAAAUUCCCUAGUUCGAUCACAGCUCACAUGUUGUAUUGAUAUUUUCUUAGAUAAACUCACGGCUGACUACUUAUACAGGAUCAAUGUCUCUGAUAAGCUGAUAUUCAAUUUUAUAUGUUAUCCCAACGAGGUUCGUAACUAAUCUCCCAAUGUGUGCACGAAUUGUCUCUCCCGUGUAGUUAGUUCAAUAGUUCAGGGGAUACAUCCACUGAACUCUAUCACAUGAAAGACCGACUCAAACGGUGAAGCCACUGAACUGUAUACAUGAAAGGCUGCCUUCAAUAGUUCAAUGAUAUAAUCAAAAAGUGAAGCGAAAGACACCAUCACUUUGUCAAAACUACUUGAUGACACUAUGACUGUCAAAAACAUUAAAGGCACAGUUCAGCCUGUUGAACGAUGGUUUUUAAGGCGCAUUUCAGCCCUUUUAAUUGAAAAAACUAACUAGGAAAAUCAAUUAAGCAUAAUUCAAGAUCACCAAACUUAAUGUUUUUAACAUUUUAAAACAUUUAUAUUGUUAAAAACACCGACUGACUGUAAGUUCACGUCUGGAUCAAUAGAAGUUUUAUUUUUCAGUGUUUUGAAGUGCAAAUGUACUCAAACCAAAACAGCGGGUUAAAUCUUAACCCAGUGUUAGCGCUAGUCCAGCUUUGAAGAACAGGCUCCUGUGUAACUGUAUUGAAUGUAUAAUAUGUUUAUUUUCUUUCAGUCUGACAAGAAUACGGUUGUUACAGUGAGUAUUACCAAGGGAAACCCGCUCAAUCCAGCAUUGUUGAAUGUAUCUCUUGGCAGUGGUAAGUUUGUUUUCUAACAUUUUCUAACGGAUCGUAUCGCUAAAAAAGUCAAAACACGACAUUUCGUCACACUCCUGGCUGUUUCAUGUUAACCGCGCAAACAAAACCAAUAAAAAGGUACUGGCACUGGACAUCAAUUUCGACUUCCUACUCCAGUAUAUAUGGAGCUCACUGGUUACGUCAUCUUAACCAUGUUACAGGAUACCGCGGAUUCGCUAAUUGGUAAGGCCCAUUUUCACUCAAGAAAAUUUUGAAAAUAUUCCACGCACAGAAAAUUUUCCGAAAAUAUCAUUGUCAAAAGUUGAAGAUUUUCAACUUCAAAAUUUUUUUCCGACGGAAAAUUUGUGUCGGCCAAUCACAUUUUACAACCUUUUCUUUCUGUGAAAAAUUUUCUUGAGUGGAAAUGGGACUUAACAUUAGAAAUUGCGAUCACAUGACAAAAUUUUAUGAGACUGGACAUUAUUCUUGAGCCAAUGAGCCCAUUAUUCUUGUUCAUGUUGGACCAAGUGACUUCGGUAUCGUGUAACUGGUCCUAAAAUUGAUUCAGUCAUGUUGAUGGUCGCGCUGUCACAAGUAAAUGGAAAACAGGGUAAUGGAGUCAGAAAACGUCACUAAUCUCCAUACAGUAUAUGACUUGGUUGUGCUCAGGAUGAAUAAAAUCAUUAAAAUCAGUUAAAUCAUUGUUUUUCUCAAUUCAGACUCAUUGCAAGAAUUUUAUUGGGUAACCAACGUAGACUUAUCGUCACAAUACGAAAAGAAGUUUUCUAAGGACGAUUAUCCAUUUGGUUCGGAAGAUUUUUAUUUCAAGAUCUAUGUUUACAAUCUGACACCAUAUUCAACAGUUUCUGUAAGUUUGAAAGUAGUUUAAGUUCUAUGUAGUUUUGCAUGGCUACUGUAUAUAAUACGUUUUGCUUUCUGGAAACACCAUUUAUAUUUAUUACUGCAUAGUUAGUAGAAGAGAUAGUUUGGAAAGUACACGAGAGCGGUAGAGUAGUAACUCGAUGAUGCGAGUUCUAGACCAGCUAGGAACAACGGGUCUUCAUUGUUAUCUGCAGAUUCUAAUUAAUGUACAGGGAGUUUUCAGGAUUCUGAAUUGAAUAUCCUCUUUUUUUCAGGUAUCCGUUCACCAACCAAAUGAGGGUGGAAUUAAUCUUUUGCAGUUCUUUAUUAUAUUCUUGGCGUAAGUUCUUGAUCAUAUUCCACCUGUCCGCCUUAGUUCUCAAGGAUGGGAUUCUACUCCUGUCAUAAAAUUGCUACCAAACACUGCAGUCUUCUGGUGCAGGGGUGGAUCCAGCAAGGUUUUUCUAUGGAGGUGCAUGGGCGAGCAGCCAAGUGUUUCUAAAUAAUUCUUUAAGGAGUGGUGGGAGAAUAUUUAAAUGAAUUGGCUUCCUAACGACUCAACCAUCGAAGGCACGAGCUCCCUAGGGGGGGUCAAGGGUAUGCCCGCAGAAAAUUAGAACCCUAGAGAUGCUAUUUUCUGCAAUAUGGGCAUUGAGUAAUGAGUUUCAGUUUGACUUCAAAAAAGGAAAAACCUUGGAAAUCGUGCCAUUUUUCUGAAUUUGAUUUUUUGCUCCCCCGUUGACCAAGGCCAACAGGGGUGCGCACCCCUGUGCACCCCCCCUAUAAAUCCACCCCUGUUCUAGUGAUUGAGAGGUUCAGAUUUUGACUUCCACCAACGUAAUCUAUUCGAUUAGCCAAUCAAUUAUGCGUAUUAAGCUUGUGAGCGGUAGUGGAAGUCAAGUCUGAACCUUUCUAAUACUAGAUCGAUAAAAAAACGGCUCUUAGUGGACCUCUAAGAAAAACUGUUUAUUAGAAUUAAUAUUUCAAAUCCGACUAUGAGGACUGGACUAGAUUUCAAGUCCACGCAAUUUGAUCUAGUCCAGUCCCAACUGGAGGAUUUGAAAUGACAUCUCAUACUAAUAAAUCACGACUUAAAGUGAGCUGAAUUAAUUUUGAUCCAGUCCUAGGACUGAAUUAAUAUUGAUCCAGUCUUAGGACUGGAUCAAUAUACUUCACCAGGUAUCCAUUGUUAUCAUCAUGUGAGCUACUAUACUCAUGAAUUAUUAAUGAAUUUGAGAUCUAAUAGUCUAAUAGCUAUCCGGUAGAAAGUUCGUUUAGUAUAACAUUUUUGUCUCAUUUUUGAUUUCAGGUGUUUUGUUGGUUUGUUGUUAAUUGCAGUGGCAUUCUGGAAAGCCAAAUCAUUCUUUGAUACAUUUAGAAGAACUAGAGUAAGUCGAGAGUGUUAACGUGGCAUGUUUUGACGCAAUCGCUGGGGAUGAAACAACAGAUCAGAUUUAGGAGAUUCUAGUAUACUUGAUAGACGGAUCUAAUUAGAUGAACAAGUUGUUAUGACUUGAUAAUGCUUCUGCAGGUUUUAAUAGGUAGUUUGACGCCAAAUUUGAUCUUUAAAAAAACUCCGAAAACCAAAGGGUUGCCAUAGCAUUUCUGUGAUUUUCUCCUUUGAGCAGAAUGUCAACCUUAGACACUAAUUACAACAGGAUUACAAAGUGACAUAUACACACGCUUUUUCAUGUGAAUAAGAGUCACAUCUGAACAAGUGCCAUAAGUGAGAUAUAAAUACUUUUUCUGGAGAGAAAUUAGAAAAUCUGCAAAUGUGCCAAAGAAACCUAUCAAGUGUUUCUUAAUUCUUUAAGUUUUGUGUGACUAAUAUUUCUUUGUUAUUCCUUGCAGCGACGAAAUGUUGAAUUGGUGUAUAUGACCAACCGUCCAUUUGCCCCUGUACCCAUCUGUGUAGAUAAACCUGGUCAUGUACCCAUGAAGGUUCGUUUUAUUUUACAAUCGUGGCAAUGCAAGGGUUCCUAAUAUAUCCUACCAAUUCAUUUGACCAAUUGCCCGGCAACUUCCUGUGUUUGAUCAUUCUCACUUCCUGCCUCUUUAUGAUUGGUCAAUUGCAAACCAAACCAAAACGAAAGGUAAUUGGUGCAUUCAUACAGGAAGUUUAUCAAAGAGCUCAUCAAAUGAAUUGGUUUUAGGGACACUCCCAUUGCCACGACUGUAAUAAUUGUUUAACUACCAUUACGUUGCGACUGUCUUUUCAAGAUCAUACGAUUUGAAAUAGUCUGUAGCCUGAAUUUCAAACGGUCACUCGACAUCUCAACGACAUUGAGUGGCCGUCUGAAAAUCAGGCUAACUAGUACCUGUAGAGUUUAUUUUUGUGGAGGUAGCCAAUCUUCAAAUGGAGCUAGGCUAUGCCACAUUCUCGUACCCAGAGCCCAUCUUACAUGCCGGCAACAGAGCAUGACUGCAGAACAAAAUCUAGCCUUUAAACAAGACUUAAAUGCCAAGUGUGCCAUUAGCCAAUAAAACCAGGCUUAGAUACCUAGUUUUUUCAUGAUUUUUGGAGUUAUAGUUAGCUCCGAAUGAUUUUUGGAGUUUAGCCAGUAAACUCCACAAUUCGUAUUUCAACUCAGUUAGUUUUGAAUUACACGUCAAGUUACUCAAGUGUGUAUUUUGGUUUGGAGUUAGCCCUUUAGACUUUGGAGGUAGCCUCGCUCCAUUGCUUUCAACUUUCUGCAGCCAUUCAGUAGUCUGGAUCUAUCUUGUCUUUUGCAUUCGUCGACCACGUGCAGUUCUAUUCCUGCAGUAUACACACACACGCACGCUAGUUUAUUUACAUAUAACUUCAUCUUGUGAACUUUUCUUACCAGAGUAAACCCUCGCCACUUACAACAGAGAUCUGCUAUGGAAACAAAGCUGCUGUCGUGUCUGUGUUAGUCCGCUUACCACUAUGUGCGCAGACAGAGAACUCUACUGGCGCGGCGGCUUUAUGUUUUGGAAGUACGCUGGUCAAUUACAAUGAGCAUCAAGGCUCAAGAAUGGUGAACUACAUGAAAAAUAUUAAACGAAGACGGAAUCCUUUUCGCUCUUCCGCAAUUUGA
This is a messenger RNA of Paramuricea clavata, 15872 nucleotides long. NCBI's taxonomy places the organism in Eukaryota, Metazoa, Cnidaria, Anthozoa, Malacalcyonacea, Plexauridae. The record is from the annotation of a GenBank genome assembly.